CAAACCAAACCCAUUUAAAGAAAACAAAAAUCCCCCAAAUAUAUAUAUUAAAAUACAUAUUAUAUAAUGUUCUUGUUAGUUAUAUACACUCAAUGAGGCACAUUAAGUGUGACAUUAAUUACCAAAAUUUAUUAAUCAACUCCUUGUUUGCCGAGCAUUAGCCACAGCUCGCGACAGCCACGCACUCCUCGCAUCAACUGUUUCUUAAAUACACAUAACGCUCCUUCCUGCUCCGCCCAUUAUAUUCUCUGUCCCAUUCCCAUUCCCAUGCACGCCAAUGCCAACGCCAUGGCCUUCCAUGCUAACAACUCCUUACUCAGCAUAAUGCUGGACGAUGAAAAGCAAACGACGAUGCCACAAAGAGAACGAGUAAUGGGUGAGCAGCCGGGUUCGAAAGCGAUGAAGCCGACCCCUCCGCCCAGCCCUGAAUCGCCUUGGAUGCUGUCUCCUUUACGGACCCCUUCGCCACUUUUGCUUCAUCACUGCAUAGCGUCGCUUCAUCGUGGAGAAGGGAACAUAUACUCGAUCGCUAUUUCGAAUGGCGUGGUGUUUACUGGCUCUGAUAGCUGCCGUGUUCGUGCAUGGAAGCAGCCCGAUUGCAUGGACCGUGGGUACCUCAAGGCUGCUGCUGGCGGCGUCUGGGCCAUUGCUGCCUAUGGAAACAUGUUGUUCACAUCACACAGAGAUUCAAGAAUCAGAGUAUGGAAUUUCACAGCUUCACAUAACCUGACAUCCAAGAAGCUAUGUUCACUCCCAAAAAGAACCUCUUUCCUGUUAUUCUCCAAAACAGAGACAGCCCAUCUCCACAAAGACACCAUAUCCUGCAUGGCUUAUUACCACGCGCAGGACCUCCUCUACACCGCCUCCCACGACAAAACCGUCAAAGCCUGGCGGAUCUCCGACCGAAAAUGCGUUGACUCCUUCCUUGCCCAUGAGGACAAAGUCAACUCCAUAACAGUCAACCAAAAUGAUGGCUGUCUCUUCACCUGUUCCUCUGAUGGAACUGUCAAAAUCUGGCGAUGUCUAUACCGGGAGAACUCCCACACACUCACAAUGACACUAAAGUUCCAAACUUCCCCUGUGAAUGCUGUCGUUCUCAGCUCCCACUCUGACGGCGAGACGUUCCUCUACUCUGGUUCCUCUGAUGGGACAAUCAACUUUUGGGAAAAGGAGAGGGUUUCUUACAGAUAUAACCAUGGUGGGUUCUUGCAAGGGCAUCGAUUUGGGGUGCUGUGUUUGGCGGUGGUGGAGAGGCUGGUGUUGAGUGGGUCGGAGGAUACGACGGUGAGGAUAUGGAGGAAGGAGGAAGGGGGUUGUUACCAUGAGUGCUUGGCGGUGCUUGAUGGGCAUAGAGGGCCGGUCAGGUGCCUGGCUGGGAGCUUGGAAAUGGAGAACAUGGAUAUGAGUUUCUUGGUUUAUAGUGGGAGUUUGGAUCAGUCGUUUAAGGUCUGGAGAGUGAAGGUAAUGUUGGCUGAAGAAGAGAACAAUGGUGGGGAUUUGAAGAUGAACAAGCUUUAUGAGAUGAGUCCUGUCCUGUCUCCUUCUUGGGUUGAGAAGAAGCUUCAAGCUUCUAACUAUUAGAACAAUAUAAUCCUUCAUUUCAGUAGAUGAAAAAUGGUAAUUGAAAGGCCCCAAUUCAUUGUUUGUCAAGAACUUGAAACUACA
Messenger RNA from Cucurbita pepo subsp. pepo (vegetable marrow), 1665 nucleotides. Its product is annotated as protein JINGUBANG. Lineage: Eukaryota; Viridiplantae; Streptophyta; Magnoliopsida; Cucurbitales; Cucurbitaceae. Gene Ontology annotation, molecular function: protein binding. The record is from RefSeq and is a predicted model, not a curated record.